Mycotypha africana is the source of this 960-nucleotide messenger RNA. RefSeq names its product Dihydroorotate dehydrogenase. The transcript has a single exon. NCBI's taxonomy places the organism in Eukaryota, Fungi, Mucoromycota, Mucoromycetes, Mucorales, Mycotyphaceae. Gene Ontology annotation, cellular component: cytoplasm. Bases 1 to 960 code for a protein of 319 amino acids. The record is from RefSeq and is a predicted model, not a curated record. Gene Ontology annotation, molecular function: dihydroorotate dehydrogenase activity. Gene Ontology annotation, biological process: UMP biosynthetic process; 'de novo' pyrimidine nucleobase biosynthetic process.
AUGGCUGCCAACGUUGAUCUUUCCACUAAUGUAGCGGGUGUCAAGCUUCCAAAUCUCUUCUACAAUGCUUCAGGUGUCAUGUGUCAAACUGAAAAAGAAUUAAAUCAGUUGAUCGAAAGUGAUUCUGGUGCACUCAUCACCAAAUCUGCUACCUUUUUACCCCGGGAGGGUAACCCUUCUCCCCGUUAUACUGCGCUACCUAAUGGAAUCGGUAGUAUUAACUCUAUGGGCCUUCCUAAUGAAGGUUAUGAGUAUUACUUGAAUUUUGCAAAGAAUUACAACUACAACAACAGCAAAGGAAAGCCCCUCUUCAUUUCCUUAUCUGGCUUGUCUGUACAAGAUAAUGUAAACAUGAUUACCGCUUUCAAUGAUGCCGACUUGCCUUGCAUUUUAGAAGUCAACUUUUCUUGUCCUAACGUCCCUGGUAAGCCACAGUUAGGAUAUGAUUUCGAAGGUAUGGAAAAUGCUCUCACUGUCUUGGCUCCCUUGAUCAAAAAACCUUUCGGUAUCAAAUUACCGCCCUAUUUCGAUAUUGCUCAUUUCGAUAUUGCUGCGAACAUUUUCAACAAAUUCGAAAAUCUUGCUUAUGUCACAUGCAUUAAUUCAGUUGGUAACGGUUUAGCAAUUGAUGUGGAAACAGAACAAGUGUUGGUGAAGCCUAAAGAUGGCUUUGGUGGUUUAGGAGGGUUGAUGGUUUUGAACACAGCUUUGGCCAACGUGAAUGCAUUCUAUCGUCGUUUAUCACCCGGAAAGCAAGUGAUUGGUGUCGGUGGCGUCACAUCCGGUAAAGAAGCUUUUAUGCAUGUGCUGGCAGGUGCUAGUGCUGUGCAAAUUGGCACCACAUUGAAGGAAGAAGGUGAAGGUUGUUUUACUCGUAUCAGUAAAGAGUUAAGCGAGAUUAUGGCCUCUAAGGGCUAUAAGACUUUGGACGAUUUCCGUGGCAAGGUCAAGACUCCGUAA